Coregonus sp. 'balchen' is the source of this 1629-nucleotide messenger RNA. NCBI's taxonomy places the organism in Eukaryota, Metazoa, Chordata, Actinopteri, Salmoniformes, Salmonidae. The record is from the annotation of a GenBank genome assembly.
UGUGAGGGCUCUAGCCUGCUGCUCCCUCUGAGGAAGAGCAUCCUGAAAAACAUGACCUUCCUCUCCUUUCAACAGGACACACAUCUCAACCUCCACAUAUGUGAGUGUGCGGGUGUGUGUGUGUGUGUUGCGUGUGUGUGUGUGUUUGCGUGUCAGUUGUUGUAGUCUGCCUUACUCAUAAUACUCAUAAAACUGUGUGUGUUUUUUGUGAGAGACGAGUGUUUCCACUGUUCUAUGAAGUUGAUGUGCGUUCUCAGUUGUGCGUUUGACUUAAUAUCAUUCCCAGACACUUCCGCCCAAAUGCACGAUGAGUCUGGUGGGCCAACGCGUCAAACUGUGGUCAGAGGGAGCUGGGGUGAAGUCGGCAGACAGCAGAUGGUGGAAGUGGAGGUGUUUGGGUUGGAGAGGACGGUGGACUUAGUGGACGACAUCCCAGCCACUUGUCAGUGUUGGCACUGCUACUUCCUACCUAAUGAGUCAGUGGACAUCACUUCUACUUAUACAAUCAAUCAAGCAAAUUUAUAAACAGCUUAAUGUUUUAAACCAGCAGCUGUCACAAAGUACUUUUACAGUAACCCAGCCUACACCAGGGGAACCCGGGACAUACAGGGCACCACUGUUCCUGCCAUCUCUUUCUCCCUGUGUGAUGACAUAUCCUGUUCCUGUUUAUACACCUGACCAGCUGAGUGCAGGUAGGCUCUCCCGUCAACAUGAGGAUCCUGCUGCUCCCGCCCAAAAUACACACGGGCACACAGACACACACACACACACACUCAUAGGAAUGCUCGCCUAUUUAAAUGUUUGUGUGUAUGUGUGUUGUGUGUCAGAGUUAAGAGAUGAUAAGCCAGCGUUUAAGAAGAGGCGUCUGGUGUGGGAGGAUGACAUGGAGAUGCACUCCAAGUUCCUGGACAGAAAGGUGACAUAUUAGUCUUAACAUGACACAAGAUGAGACCCAGAUGCAGACACAGGAGGCAGAUGGUUAGAGUCUCUGAUAUUUAUUAAUAUAUAAGGGGCAGGCAAGAGGCAGGUUGAGGACAGGCAGAAGUUUGUAAACUGGGUCAGAGUCAGAUAGGUACAGGACGGCAGGCAGGCUCAGAGUCAGGGCAGGCAGAAUGAUCAAAACUGGAAGAACUAGAAAACAGGGACUAAAGCGAACAGGAGUAUGGGAAAACCACGAUGGUAGGCUUGACGAGACCAGACGAACUGACAACAGACAAACAGAGAACACAGGUAUAAAUACACAUGGGAUCAUUGGGAAGAAUGGGAGACACCUGGUGGGGGGUGGAGACAAGCACAAGACAGGUGAAACAGAUCAGGGUGUGACAAGUCUUCCUUACACCCUACCAUUACCCCCUACUCUCACCUAGCCGCUUACUCUUAACCACUAACCCCUACGUUUCCAACAUGACCUGACCUGUGUGUGUGUUACAGGAAGAGUUGAAGGCGGAGCAUGCCUCGUACCUGCGGCAGCACGGGGAGCUCCUUGCCAUGUUGGCUGACUUCUUGCAGUUCCUUUUACUACGAAAACCGAGCGACGUCUUCUUGUUUGCCCUCGAGAACUUCUCCCCUUUCGCCUCCCGCCGACCUCCAGGGGGAGCUUCAACACCUCUCCUUGACAACACACUGUAG